AAUCCAAUCUCUUCUCUCUCUCUCUCUCUCUCUCUCUCUCUCUCUCUAGUUUGUCUCCUCUUCAACCGUUUCUUCCUCUUUCUACCUUCUUCUCUUCUUCUUCUAAUCACCCUUUUAAAUCUCUCUCCAUCGAUUUCUCGUAUUGGGAUUGAAGAAUUUUUGCAUAGAGGCAUUGUUUGAUGUUUGUGUUGACUUCGAAUCUGAUUAGAAGGGGUGAUGACGAAUCGUGUUUACGAUGGAUUGAUAGGGUUGACUCGAAUGUGCGGUUAAGCACUGUUGUGUUGUUUGUUGUGUGAUUGAGUUUUAGCAAUGGCUAUUGCUGGUUUGCAUAAUGUAUCGGCUUUUGGGACCUUCUUUCGGGACUCCCAAUCUAAUGCUUCGAGGCAGUGGAGCGAUGAGCCUGGCACGCCUCGCACCAGGGCAUCCUCUCUCUUGCAGAUGUGGCGGGAGCUCGAGGGUGACCAUGUGGUGAGCCCUUCUUAUAGGUCAAGGGGGCGGAGAGUUUCCCGUAGGAGUGAUACUGGGCACGAGCUUGAUAUCUCUGAGGAUGCUGAUGAAACUAACGCUCGAGCUGUUAUAGGUUCAGAGGUGGAUCACGACGAUAACAAUAGUGUCAUAUCCGAACAAUCUAGUGACUUGGGAGAAACAGAGCGGGAACGAGUGAGACAGAUAUUUCAAGAGUGGAUGAACAGUGGUGCGAUGAGCCCUUCACCUAACCGUUCGGGACCACAGGGGCUUGGUGAGAAUGAGUGUGAAAGGGUGAGAAUUAUAAGAGAAUGGGUGCAGACGAAUUCCCGGGAGAGAAACAAUCAGGCAUCAGUUGGAGACGGAGGUACUGAGGCCGGUUCUCAUAUUGAGCAGGUGCGUGAGGGAUUGGCUGUCGCGCAUCGUGAGACCACUGCACGUCGGCCCAUUCGCAGAUUAUGUGGCAGACAAACUCUGCUUGAUCUUCUCCAAAGGGCUCAGUUUGAGAGGAAGGAAGAACUCCAGGGUCUGUUGGAGCACAGGCCCGUGUCCGAUUUCACCCACCGCAAUCGCAUACAGGCUUUGCUUAGGGGUAGAUUCUUAAGAAACGAGACAAUGGCACCGGACAUCAGACCAUCGUCUGUUGCUGUAACAGAACUGGGUAUGCUAAGACAACGGCAUACUGUCUCUGGCCUAAGGGAAGGCUUCCUUUCCAAAUUAGAAAAAUCUGCUUCUACUUCAACAAACAGUUCUGAUUCUUGGUUGAGUGAUCAAAUCCAUUCUGAAUUAGAGUCUACGUUGCAAGAAAGAGAUACAGCCGUAAGUUCGCCAACACCCGACUUGGAAAGUGUUGCGGACAGAAAUGGGGGUCCCCAGGAAUUUGGAAGAGAAGUCGCUGAAGCUGAGAACCAAGUUGUGCGUGACUUGGGUAAUGCGGAAGAUGUUUCUUCUGGGAAUGAGGGACGUGGGCAAGAAAUGUCUCCGUACAUUGAUGUCGGUCAACAAGAUGUUCCAUUUGAUAUCGCAAGUGUUGGUACUGUAGAGGGCCAAGUUUUGGACAGCGAGGUGACUGAGGAAGUGUCCACCACUGAGGGAGCUGGUGUUAAUAGACAUGAAGAAGAGAUAAAUGUAACAAUAACCAAUGAGUUUACAUUAGAAACUGACAUACCACACGAUCAUUUCGAAUCGAGAAGUGGUGUGAGUUAUGAUGAGGAAUUUGCAUCCCGUACUGUUGACUUGGAAGGAAAUGCGGACGAACAAUUUGACGGGCCAGUGGAUUCUGUAGCUGACAUUGAAGAAUGGGUGGAUACCAGUGGAGAAUCAAUGGCUAGAAGUUGGCAGGAAGCCUCUCAUACUGAGUUGUUACGAGAAACAUCUGAUAACAAUGCUGCAGUGCAAGAUCGGAUGCAAGAAUCACACGACGACUGGCCAAGCCACGACUUACAGGAGGCUAUUGAUAGUUGGCUGGGUAUGCCUUCUGCAGAGGUCGGUGAGUCCGUUGGAAGACUAGAUUCAUUCUAUUACUCUGAUGACGACAAUGCUCACAGUAUCGAACUCCGGGAACUUUUCAGCCGGAGACGCGUCUCUGGUCUUCUUCGAAGUGGUUUCCGUGAGAGCCUCAACCAGAUGCUACAAUCUCACGUGGAAAGGCAAGGUCAUGCCUCUGGCGAUUGGGAAAUGGAGAACGAAUCUUCUUCUCCUAGUCUAGUUGAUCAAGACCAAGGAGAGCAACCAAAUGGUGACCGAGCCUUGGAUGUUGCAGAGAGAAAUUCAUUCGCUCCGGAAUCUUCCUUCGUCUCUGCUCCCCGGCCACUCUGGGACGAGGAAAUGCAGGGGGCGAGCUUGCCUCACUUCAACUUGAGCCAGCAUUUCGGAACGGACUGGGAGGUGGUUAACGAGCUGAGAGCCGACAUGGCCAAGCUUCAGCAGAGGUUAAACAACAUGCAAGGCAUGCUGGAACAAUGCAUGGACAUGCAAAUCGAGCUGCAGCGUUCAGUGCGCCAAGAGGUUUCCGCUGCUCUAAACCGGUCCUUCACAACAAAAGGGACAUCGAAAAGGACCCCUCCCCACGACGAGUCUCAAUUGGACUGUGUGAGGAAAGGGAUCUGCUGCUUGUGUCACGACACCAACAUCGAUACGUUAUUGUACAGAUGUGGGCACAUGUGCACCUGUUCCAAGUGUGCUGAUAAACUGAUCCAGGACACGAGGAAGUGUCCGAUGUGCCGGGCCCCGGUAGUCGAGGCGGUCCGAGCUUACUUUAUCCAGUGAAUAAAAAUCAAAGAUGAAAUUAGAGUUUAGUAGAUUUAUCUGAUUCAGGAUGAGGAAGUUGCUUGAUGAUUGAGCUCUUUUUUCUUACAGCAACUAAAGUUGUUUAACAAAAGUAGGUGAUAUAUUUGACCAGAUAGUCAUUGGUAUUUUUGGAUGGCUUCUGUUGUGAAUAAAGAGUAGCACGGCCUGAGGGGUGUGGUUGAGUGGACGAGACUCGUCAUUCGUAACCGAACGUCAGGGGAUUGUCGAUCUUUGGCUUUGGGGAAGGAAUAGCCUUAAAUUUUCGGGUCUUCAAGGUGCCUACACAUACACGAGUGGAUUAGUCACUGGGUCUGCCGGUUGAAAUCUUGACAGAGCCAAGAAAAAAGAGUGGCAUGAGAGAUUGAUGAAUGGGGUGAAAGCUGAUAAUUGAUUGGUGCAUUGCACAUGUGCAGUAGUCAAUGAAUUAUGGGCUGCAUUAUUUGUUGUAUCAUUUGACACUUUGAGAUAUGUAUUUAUUUGGAGUGAUUAUAUAUAGUGGCAAAACCCAAUUUCUCUUA
Salvia hispanica is the source of this 3272-nucleotide messenger RNA. RefSeq lists its product as uncharacterized. The record is from RefSeq and is a predicted model, not a curated record. NCBI's taxonomy places the organism in Eukaryota, Viridiplantae, Streptophyta, Magnoliopsida, Lamiales, Lamiaceae.